Cherax quadricarinatus is the source of this 2700-nucleotide messenger RNA. RefSeq names its product rhodanese domain-containing protein CG4456. The record is from RefSeq and is a predicted model, not a curated record. Lineage: Eukaryota; Metazoa; Arthropoda; Malacostraca; Decapoda; Parastacidae.
GGAGAGUGAGCCAGGGAGUCAGCCAGACCAGCUGCUGCUGCUCACAGAUAACCUCACACUGCUGACAUUAAGGUUGUUGCUGCUCUUGUUACUGUUUGCCACUGUUGUUCCUGUUGUUACUACUGUUGUUGAGCUGCAAUGGCAGCUUCACGACCCCUGGGCCGCGCUGCAGCUAAUUUUUCCACCAUUAUCAGAUGUAACACUCCACUGUCAACUACAAAUGGGCCUUUUUAUGCUCUGGAUAGGAGUUUCUGGUGCCAGCUGGAGACAUCUUCACUCCUCCAGCUUCGAUGUCGCAUGAUUCACUUCCCUGCUGGAGCGUGCGGGUACUGUAGUCAGCAAGUGUCAUACGCUUCAUCUGCCUCUCAUACGUGUACCCCAGCCCACAUGCCCACCACACACAUGCCAGCGCCCGCGCCUUCCUUAACCCACACAAAUACUUCUGGACGAACAAUCAACCGGCGGACUGAACUUGACUACGAGGAACUGCGCGCCCUGCAGGUAGCAGGCGACAUAGCCCUCAUUGAUGUUCGUGACUCCCAAGAACUGCAGAACUACGGCGACAUUCCCGGCUCACUCAACAUUCCUCUUGGUAAGAUAAAGGAUGCCCUACAGCUAUCCAAGGAUGAAUGGGAGAAAGAAUUCCACAGACAGAAGCCUGACAUAGGAUAUCGUAACCUUGUAUUCUAUGCUCGUGGCCCAAAUGCUUCCAGUGCUGCAGUGGAGAUUGCCCAUCGUCUUGGUUUCAAGAGGUCGCGGCAUUACAUUGGAGGUUGGGAGGAUUACUGCAGACAGACAGGCCGACCACUGAAGAAGCUACAAGAUGAUGGCUUCAGAGCCAGAAGUAAUUACUACACUACCAAUUUCAAUCAAUAUCUUUUUUGAGAAGUAAAGGAACUUCUUUAAUUUUGUUUCACAGAACUGUAGCAGGGAAGUGCUUAGUUUCUUAGAAAUUUAUUUUUUUAUAUACCACUGAAGUUAUGUCUAAAAUAAAUUGAAUGGUUUUGUGACAACAGUAAGUGAAAGUAGUCCUUAAAUUUUUUGGUCUUCAGCUUAAGUGUUGAUUUCAAAGAUAUUGAGAAAACUAAGAUCAGUGUCUAAGAAAGUUGCAAUUAUUGUACCUGGGAUUUGCCCUUCAGAAUUGUUCAUAAGUACUUUGCUUGUUCAGUCAUCUAGACUUAUGUCAUUAUGUAAGAAAAAGAAUGAAUUUCAUCUUUUAUCCAUUAAGAGAGAACAGUGUAAUAUAGUUGAUAUUCAGUACUAUAAAUUAACUUUCCUUUAGUGCUGGUAGUUGUGUGUUGACAAAAUUUCUACCUCUACACACUGGUUAAUAGUUUUUUUUUAUAUUAUAUACAUACAAUUAAAUUUUUGGUUGGUGUUUUAGGUACGGCAAUACCUUUACUUUUAAUCACUCGUCAAAAGCAGUGACCACUAGCAAUGGAUAAAAUAUAUAUUGUUCCAUUCUUAUGACAUUCUAAUAUACAGACUCCUCCUACCAUAUUGAUUGUAUGACUCGGUUAGAAGAUACUCUUAUAAAAUGUGAAACUUUUUUCUUAAUCUUUUAGAAAUAGCUUCAAAUAUAGGUCGAAACAGUAUUUAGAAAAGAUAUUUUAUUAAGUAGGGAAGAAAAACCUUCAAACCAAUUUAAUUAUUGCAUGACAAUGCAGUUAUUUAAAGCACACUAGUUACAGAAUUAUGUAAAAGUUCUUAUUCAUGGUGCUUAGAAAUUUAGAAAUAUGCUAUUACAAGAUUUAAAUGUUGUAAGUUUUUACUUUUCACCAUGCAAAUUAUGUAUGUAUAUAGUAAAAUUGUUAGAAAUUCAGUAUGACACCAAAUUAUCAGGAUUUAAAGAGACCUAUAUUAUACUUUUUCUAAUGAAAAUGAGGAAAUCUCGGCAUUGUCAUAGGUUUCGUUUGUAAAUUUAAAAGUAAACCCUCAGUAUAAUAGACUAGUGGGGGAGGGGGAGAAUUGUCCUGUUAAAAUAAAAGGCACUAAAGUGCUCUACAGUUUGGUUAACAUUGUACACACAAUUUACUGAUGUACUGCAAUAAACAUUGAAAAUGAAGGAGGUAAAAGAACAAUUUACCCAGUGAAUUUUGCUCAUAAUUUUGAAGUCUGUUAUAUCAAUGUCCAUUAUCAAGGGUUUACUGUAUAGCUUUCAGAAAAGAAAAAUCUGAAAUGCUUCAUGUGUAAUCAGUUUAUAAAAUCUUUUGAGAUGGUUCAAAAGGUGAGGAUAUUUCUUCAAAGUUUGUAUGAUUACAGUAAAUUUAGUGCCUCUUCAUGAAUGAAACAAAAACAUUAAAAAUCUGCAUAGUCCUGUACUUUAUUGUAAUUUAAUUUUAUUGUGAUUAGUGUACCAGAGAACCUCAGUACCCACAGUUUGCUUGGUAUUUGUUUUGAGCAUUUUGUGGGCCUUGAUGUUUCUCUGCUGAGACAAGCUGGUAAAAAAGUUUGGUUAAGUAAACUCAAUAAUCAGCCAAACUUUCUCACCAGAGAACUAAGGAAGAGUGUUGCAGGUUGCUUUUUCUUGAUACUAUGAUACCAGUGAAAAAAGUUAUAAAUUAACAUGAAACAAUUUUAUUAUCAAAGCAUCAAGAAUAACUGUAGUCAAGGAGCGGGUACUGUGUUAAUACUUUUAUAUAUGUACUUUUUAUUUACUAUUUUCCUGGAUUAUUGACAAUCAUUAAAAUUUGAAUUAAA